AUGGCUGCUGCCGAGGGCUCCACGCCACAAGCUGAAGUGAUGUCAAUCGCUUCCCCCAUCAACCUCAUCCUCCUCUCCCUCUUCGUCGUGCUGCUGUACUGGAACUUCCGCCCCAAACAGCCCGUCACGCUCCCGCGCGGCCCGCCCCCGGUCGUAUUCCGCACAUACACGCCCAAGACGCUAAUCGAGUUCAACGGCGAGGACGGCCGACCUGUCUUCCUGGCUGUCCGGGGCCGAGUCUUCGACGUGUCUCCCGGCAGGAACUUCUACGGACCAGGUGGUCCGUACGAGAACUUUGCUGGCCGCGAUGCCUCGCGUGGCCUGGCACACCAGAGCUUCGAUGAGGAGAUGCUGACCAAGGACCUCUCCGGUCCAUUGGAUGACCUCAAGGAUCUGGAUGCCGACCAGCUUGAGAACCUGCAGUCCUGGGAGGAGCGCUUCUCCGAGAAAUACUUGGUGGUUGGAAAGUUGGUUGCCGAGGGUGAUCCCGAGGCUCCCAAAUCAUGA
Molecule: messenger RNA, 507 nt
Organism: Penicillium cataractarum
Lineage: Eukaryota; Fungi; Ascomycota; Eurotiomycetes; Eurotiales; Aspergillaceae
Product: cytochrome b5-like heme/steroid binding domain-containing protein
Exons: 4
Coding region: 1-507 (168 amino acids)
Cellular component (GO): membrane; endomembrane system
Source: RefSeq, a predicted model, not a curated record